GGCUGCAGAGCCGAUUUUUGUGGAUGACCUGCUGCUUGGAAUCAAUGCUCAUAGAGGACUCAAGAAAGAAAAAGAAAAAGAAAAAGAAAAAAAGGGUGCUGUACCUUUAAAUUCUGAAAGUGAACUUGGCUCAGGAAGGCCAGCAGUCAAGGUCCAGCCCCUAGAAGAGAGAAGAGCUACAGACUCUCCAUCCUCGGUCUUUGCACGGGGACGACCGUGCCAGCCGGCUCGGCAGGCUCCUGGCAGCAUGGCGGCACUGCUCCCGGCCCUCCUGCUGGCCCUCGCCCUGGGCCUGGCCCAGCCAGCCGCUGCCCCCCGGAAGCUGCUGGUGUUCCUGCUGGAUGGCUUCCGCUCGGACUACAUCGGCGACGAGGCCCUGGAGUCCCUGCCCGGGCUGAAGGAGAUUGUGAGCCGGGGGGUGAAAGCGGACUACCUGACCCCCGACUUCCCCACGCUCUCCUAUCCCAACUACUACACCCUGAUGACCGGCAGACAUACUGAGGUCCACCAGAUGAUCGGGAACUACAUGUGGGACUCCAACACCAACAAGUCAUUUGACAUUGGUGUCAACAAAGACAGCCUGAUGCCACUCUGGUGGAAUGGGUCAGAACCUCUGUGGGUCACCCUGACCAAAGCCAAGAGGAAGGUCCACAUGUACUACUGGCCAGGCUGCGAGGUUGAGAUUCUUGGUGUCAGACCCACUUACUGCCUGGAAUACAAAACUUCCCCAACAGAUAUCAAUUUUGCCAACGCAGUCAGCGAUGCUCUCGACUCCCUCAAGAGUGGCCGCGCUGACCUGGCCGCUGUCUACCACGAGCGCAUCGACGUGGAGGGCCACCACUACGGGCCCUCGUCGCCGCAGACGAAAGACGCCCUGAAGGCCGUGGACACCGUGUUCAAGCACAUGGCCCAGUGGAUCCAGGAGCGGGACCUGCAGGACAAGCUCAAUGUCAUCAUCUUCUCUGACCAUGGGAUGACGGACAUCUUCUGGGAGGACAAAGUGAUUGAGCUGAAGCAGCACGUCAGCCUGGGGGACCUGCAGCAAGUGAAGGACCGAGGGCCCCUUGUGAGCCUCUGGCCGGCCCCUGGGAAGCACGCGGAGAUUUACAACAAGCUGAGGACCGUGGAGCACAUGACCGUCUACGAGAAGGAAGCCAUCCCGAGCAGGUUCCACUACAAGAAAGGGAAGUUCGUCUCUCCCCUGACCUUACUGGCCGACGAAGGGUGGUUCAUAACGGAGAGCCGAGAGCAGCUUCCGUUCUGGAUGAACAGCACCGGCAAGAGAGAAGGCUGGCAGCGUGGGUGGCACGGCUACGACAAUGAGCUCAUGGACAUGCGGGGCAUCUUCCUGGCCUUCGGACCCGAUUUCAAAUCCAACUUCCGAGCCGCCCCGAUCCGCUCCGUGGACGUCUACAACCUCAUGUGCCGCGCGGCCGGCAUCACCCCGCUGCCCAACAACGGGUCCUGGUCCCGGGUGAUGUGCAUGCUGAAGGGCCCGGCCAGCCCUGCGCCGCGGCCUCUGCCCCCCGGCCUGGCCCUGGCCUUGACUCUGCUCUUGUUCCUUCAGUAGCUGCUCCUCCCUGUCCCAAACACUCGGCCAAGGGGGCCUUCACAGGGAACAGUUUUAUGUCCUAUUUGAGUAAUAGCUUCUUGAACGCAAUCAAGGCCACACACACUGCCAAUAUUUUAUUCUUGGAUGAUUCUAUACAUAAAAAAAAAUCCCUACUUCUUAAAAAAACAAA
Molecule: messenger RNA, 1742 nt
Organism: Pipistrellus kuhlii (Kuhl's pipistrelle)
Lineage: Eukaryota; Metazoa; Chordata; Mammalia; Chiroptera; Vespertilionidae
Gene: ENPP6
Product: ectonucleotide pyrophosphatase/phosphodiesterase 6
Exons: 8
Coding region: 248-1570 (440 amino acids)
Source: RefSeq, a predicted model, not a curated record